Messenger RNA from Paramecium octaurelia, 1947 nucleotides. NCBI's taxonomy places the organism in Eukaryota, Ciliophora, Oligohymenophorea, Peniculida, Parameciidae. The record is from the annotation of a GenBank genome assembly.
AUGAUUUAGAAAUAAAAAAGCAAUUAACAUUGUAAAAUACAUCCUAAUCAAAAUUUCAUAUUCUGCUGCUUUAAAAAAGAAUGCAAUUAAAAUAGAAUAUUUUGUUUGGAUUGUUUGAAAUAGAAAUAGCAUAUAGAGCAUAUGGAUGCUGUUUAAAAAUUGGAAGAUGCUAAUAUUUUCAUUAAUUAAUAGUUAAGCAAGGUUAAAGAUGUUAUUACAACCACAAAAAAUGAAUUUGAACUAGCAAAGGAGUCAUUCAACACAUUGAUAAAAGGAUUAUAAUAUCAAGUUUUUGGAUUAGAAGCUGCGAUGAGUAAUAUGGACUUAAAUCAAAUUUAAGAAACCAUAGCAAAUUUAUUCUUAUUUGAAAGAGUAUAAUUAACAAUGUAAUAAUCAAUCGAACAAACACUUUACAAAUUAAGAAAGACAAUUGAAGAUACAUAUCAAAAUUUUUAGAUAAACUUAUUUAUUUAGAAAGACGAAGACAUCUUAGUAAAAAUUGGUAAGACUUAAUGAAUAACAAAAUAGGUAGCUAUUUAUUUGAGUAAUAAUAAUACAAAAAGGCUAUUGAAUACUAUGAUGAAUGUUUAGAUAUGAAUGAAGAAAAUGAAUAAGCUUUAUUCGGAAAAGGUAAAAUCUAUUUAAAUUUGAGGGGAGUGUUUAAGAGCUAUUCAAUAAUUUAGAUAAGCAUCAGAAUGUUAUUAAAAAGUUUAAUUCAUAAAUAGCAAUAAUACUCAAGCAUAUCUCAAACAGGGUUAUUAUCUUUUUCAUUUUUAGGAGAAUGUCUAUAAUAUUUGUAUUAAUUUAACACAGCCAUUGAGGUAUAUAAUAAAGCAAUACUUUUGGAUAAAUCCGAUUUUGCAUCGAUUUAUUAUAAAGGUAUUUAUAAAACUUUAAUUAGGUUAUUGCUUACUAUAAUUGUGGAAUUUUACAGAAGCUAAAGUGUGUUUCGAAGAUGUGGUCAAAAUUAGUUCUGAUAAUAAUUAUACACUGCUAGCUAAAAGUAUGAUAUAAUAUGAUUUAGGCAAUCUGUUACUUAUAACCUUACAUCCUGAAGAAGCUAAAUAGAUCCUUGAUUAAAUUUUAGAAAAUUCUCCUCAAAAAUUUGACAUCUUUGUGUUGAAUACAUCAAUUUCAACUUUUACUAUAAGAGAGUUAUGUAAUUUCGACUAAGACAAUAAUGAAAUUGAAUAAAUGAUAUAAUAGUUUCCAUAGAAUAUUUUUGCAUUGUAUUUAAAAGGCAUUAAAUCCAUUUAUUUUUUAAGGAAUUUCUUUAACAAAGGAUAAAAAUUUUGAAGAAGCAUAAAAGAUUUAAGAAAAGCUUAUAGAAAUCGAUCCAACAUCAUGGAUGAUUCAACAUUUAAAAGGUAAAUUCAAGUUUAUUUUUAGUGAAGUUUUUAAAAAAUGAAGGCAAGUAUGAUUAAUCUCUAGAGCUUUUAGAAUCGAUGUUAGUAUUUAAUCCUGAUAACAUUCGUUUAAUAUUCGAAAGAUUCCAAGUAUCAAAAUACUCUUACUUAGUAAUUUGAUUAAUUAGAUUCUGACUAACAAAUUAAAUAUAUUGACUAUUUAUUGGUAAGAUUUCCCCAAUAGAUAUUUCUCUUUUGGGUUAAAGGCUUUACUUUAAUGAAUUAGAAUAUAUAUGAUGAAGCUUUAUUAACCUUUAAUGCAGCAUUAUCUAAGGAUCCCUAUAAUUUUUGGAUUGCCUCUUUUAAAGGUGAUAAAAAUAUCAUUUUAUAGCAAGUACCCUAUCUGAGUUGAAAAAAUAUUAAGAAGCCGUUGAUCUCUUAUACUCAAUACUUGAUGAAUCCCCAGAGAAUAUAAAAGUUUCAUAACUCAUAAGUCUAAUUCUUUAAUAUUUUAGAUGAAGUCUUAUUUAAAAUGAAUAACAUCAAUGAAUAAGUCGAUUCAAAUGAUGAAACAGAAGUUGAAAAUAUCCAAUCUGACUGA